AAAUGGAAUGCGAGAGCCAGAUCUCAGAAUCUCCUCUGGAAUGGCCUGAAGAGCUGAAUUGCGAUACGUUACCCUCAUACAAUCCCGAGAGAAAAACACCGAAAUGUAUUCAUUAUGAGCCACCAAAACCAGCAUUUUGUAGACUACACAAAGAGAUAGGACCAUGUAGCACGUAUCAUCCUUUCUGGUACUUCGACCGAGUGGCAAAAACCUGCCAGACUUUCACUUAUGGCGGGUGCCUUGGCAACAAGAAUCGAUUCGAAACCAAGGAGGCUUGUAUCCGUACCUGUGGGCAAGAAAGCACCAUAGCACCUGGUAUGUUAAGCACCACCCUAGAUAUCACCUCCAACGAGGCGACCACUCCCCCGCCCCUCCCUCGAGUCCUGGAGCGUCCCAUGGACCAGACUGUCUUCGAAGGGGAGACCGUCACCCUGAACUGCUUUGCAUCGGGCGCACUGGAGUAUGCGUGGAGGAGGAUAGCAGGGCCAAUGCCGGAACAUAAAAUCCUUGCCGAAGAAUAUAGCAGAGAGGGCGCUAUACUGAUAAUAGCAGACAUGAUGCCAGAGGAUGCGGGAUUAUACAUGUGUAUCGCCGAGAACCAGGCGGGGGUAGAGGAGAGCGUUGCUUCGAUUACAGUUCUAGUCCCUCCAAGGAUCGUGAAGUUUCCGGAGAGCGCCCUCAUCAUUCAAGGAGAGACAUUAGAGCUGAAAUGUGAAUUUUCAGGGGUUCCCCCUCCCAAGGUUUACUGGGAGAGGGAGGAUGGUCAAUUCGUUUCACAAAGGGUAAACGGUACUGAAUCCACCGUCAUCAUCAGCGAGAUCAAUGACAUCCAAAGCGGUAUGAGAUUCACCUGCGUCGGGCGGAACGAAGCCGGGCUCGACAAGCGGUUCAUUGACGUCGAAGUGAGAGUUCCACCGUAUUUCACCGCGUUCGCACGCAACCGAACGCUGAACGAAGGCGAAACGGCAGACUUCCUGUGCCAAGCAGAAGGUACACGGCCAUUGACGAUAUCGUGGUACAAGGAUGGCAGUCCGCUUGUUCCAGACGGUUCCCGAACAAUGUUCUUCGAGAACGGGACGGGUUUUCAUAUCACGUCGACCACGCCCAGCGACACUGGACGGUACACCUGCUCGGCGUCCAACUCUGUGGGUCAGAUCGUGGAUGAUGUAUACUUCCAAGUUAUUGCCGCAGCAGCGUUGCCACGAAUCGUCGAGCGCCCGUCCAAUGCAACCGUCUACAUCGGACAAUCGACCCGGUUCCAAUGCCAAGGUGCCGGUGAUCCGGCUCCGACGGUUAGCUGGCUUGUUGACGGUUUCACGAUCGGUGUCCCGCCCCUUGACCGUGACAUGCGUUAUACGUUCAACGGAACCGACUUGGUGAUCACGCACGUGAAUGUCCGUGACGCUGGGAAGUACACGUGUCUUGUCUCAUCACCUCACGGCAUUGAACGAGCCAGUGCGCACCUGUUUAUUAGAGAACCAACACUCGAAAUGGAAACCGCCAUCAGCGACACCAACGUCAUCAUCGGCGACGAUCUCGUCCUGACCUGCGAGGCCCACGGCGAACCUGAGCCUAGCCUGACCUGGUACCGUAACGGCCUUCCUAUCAACGACACCCUUCAGAGUUUCUCCAUCAAGGAAAACUCCAUCAUCAUCCCCAUCCUCACCACCAAAAUGGGCGGUUCCUACAAGUGUAUCUAUGACAACGGGGUCCUGACGGCGUCAUCGUCGGCGAUGGUGGAGAUCCUAGAGCCCACUGCUCACACUCCUGCCACAUCAAUGCCGCCCCCUAUGUCCAACUCAACAACAGUCACCCCACCGCCAUCACGCACAAAUGGUAUUUCGGAUCCUGAUUUGUCAGAUCUUGGAACUGCCCCGUCACCUCUUAUGGAGCUUAAACUACGUCGUUAUGACGUCACAGAUACGGGAAUACCCGACCUGUUCCGUGGAUGGGCCGAUGUCCAGGGGCAGGGCGCCGCCAACGAUUAUUGCAGAGUGAUCGAGCCCGAGGAGGGUCAAUACCAGCUCUCCUGUGUCCUGGCCGGAAGUGAAGGAGAGGUCAAAGGUAACUACACGACCCGCUUAGGUUUCGAUGUUGGAGAAAGAAAUACGUGGUAUAUGAAGGAUGAAGAUGGCGAUGGACGAGACGAUUACUGCAGAUGCAUGAGAGAAGCGGGUCAAGGAAGAUGGGUCUAUUGCACCAAAGCGGGGACGAAUGGUUUCUAUGGCAACCCUGACGCCGAGGAGUUUGAAACCAACGAGGUAACAUUCCGAGCCCCUGGACCGGAGGACGAGUUGAGGAAAUGCAGAAAGAGAAGAGUGGAUCCAUUCUUUGGCCUACCGGAGACGGUGGAAUAAAAGGGAAUUGCCCCUCUGGAAUCCAGAGGAAUAGACUCUUACACUAAGGUGUGUCCACUUAUUACCUGUCUUCUACCAGGAUGUGAGCACCUAUUACCCAUUUUCUACCAGAAUGUGUCCAGCUCUUACCCCUCUUAUACCGGAAUGUAUCCACCUAUUUUCCGUCUUGUACCAAGAUGUGAGUGCAUGUACCUCUCUUCUACCAGGGUGUGUCCCCUAUUACCCCCUCCUUUUCCAGGAGGUCAGCACCUGUUACCUCCUAUCAGGGUUUGUUCACCCAUUAUCCAUGGUUCACCUAUUACCCCUCUUUUACCAGGAUGAUCAUCAGUUACCCUCCUUUCUACCACGAUUUUAGUGCCUGUCAUUCCUCUUUUACCAGGUAUACGUCCAUCUAUUAUACCCGUCCUCUCCUACGCUAUGGUCACGUGUUACCCCUCUUCCUCCUGUUCUGGUAGAGUAGGAACGUUUUGCUGGUACUCCUGAUAGUCAAAGACUCUGUCUGUAAACUGACUAAAAGACUGAUCUUGUGACUCUUAUACCCCGCAUGCAGUAAGUGAUAUGUGAUCUUUCUGAAUUUGGACAAGAGGCCUACCAGUUUCCUUCAUCUCAUUUACACCUGUGGUAUGUUUUUUUCAUAAAAGACACCGUUGGGUGAGAGAAAUAUCAGCCAAAAUGGCUAUUAUAACAGAGGUGAGGCCUAUUCUCAUUUGCCUUUUGAAAAUAACAUGUUUCUAGAUACGAAAUAUUUAGACUUUUCAGAGUCGCUGACGAUCCUAGCACCUGAUAAGAGUUGUGAACUGUAUAAACGACUCUCUUUUUUGUCAUUUUGAGACAAGACUUGAGUAUUAAUGUAGUAACUGGAUUACAAGCAUGGGCAUGAUGAAGGGCGCUUCCAUGCUAGAACGAUAGGCCACUUUCACAACAUGUUUCAACCUGCUGUCCAAACGAAGAACUUAAACUUCAAUUUGCUUUGUGGUAAUAUUAAACGACUACUUGGUA
Messenger RNA from Lytechinus variegatus (green sea urchin), 3356 nucleotides. Its product is annotated as hemicentin-1-like. The transcript has 14 exons. Gene Ontology annotation, molecular function: serine-type endopeptidase inhibitor activity; protein binding. The record is from RefSeq and is a predicted model, not a curated record. NCBI's taxonomy places the organism in Eukaryota, Metazoa, Echinodermata, Echinoidea, Temnopleuroida, Toxopneustidae. The coding region runs from base 3 to 2357 and encodes 784 amino acids. Gene Ontology annotation, biological process: axon guidance; cell adhesion. Gene Ontology annotation, cellular component: plasma membrane.